AUGUCCAAUAAUCAAAAGAAAGUCAGUUAUGUUAUCUGCAAAUGUCCAGACUGUACAAAGUUGGAUAGCUGUGGAAAGAAACAGAAAAGACAAAAUGCACAACGACACUAUGAGAAACAUAUAGUGCCUGUUGCCAAAGACAAUGCAAUGGAUGUUCCUGAAGAACAUUUUGACGACAUGGAAGUAGAUAGUAUUGACAGUGACAAUGACAAUGAUUAUGAUUACGAGAACGAAGGUGAAGGCGAAUAUGAAGACGAAAAUGAAGAACAAAACAUUGAAUUUGAUCAAGAAGUUGACUUACCUUUGUCCCAAGAAGAGUCUAUCUUUACUGCCAAAGAUACAUUUACAGGAGCAUUUGUGGUUGAUAGAGAUGAGAUUGAAGAAGGCAAUACCGGUUUUGUUUUUGAACAAGAAGAAAACUUUGAUGAGACCAGUGGGACCUCAAUAGUAGAAUCAGCUCGUCCUUCGUCUUUUGAUAACAUGCCCUUGUAUAUUCGCUUUGUUGCAGUAUUCAUUGUCAUAUUUCACUUGACCUUUUUGGUGGAAAGCGGUGGAUCGAUUCUCAUUGAAUUUUGUAAUACUCUACUGUCUCUCUGUGAUAUGUCUGGCGCCCUUCUGCUGACGAUCAAUAGUUUGAAGCAUAAGACAGGAUUUAACAUGGCAACAGACGGAAUGACAGUAUACAUUGCAUGCUCACAAUGUCAUUCGAUUUAUCCUCCGGAAACAAGUCAAAGAGUCUGUACAUUUAAGAAAUUCUCUCAAUCCGCCAUUUGCAACAACAAUCUCUUUAAAGUGUCAACUGGAAAUCAUUCUCUUCCAGCAAUGGCAAAUGCAUUGAACAAUACUGAGCAAACAUGUCUAGAAAAAGAAAAUGGCACUCGGUGGUCAGAGCUUCAUUGGUUAUCUUACUUUGACCUAGUCCGCUUUACAGUUAUAGACCCGAUACAUAACCUCUAUCUUGGAACUGCAAAGCAAAUGAUUCAGAUAUGGCGCGAGUGUAACUAUAUCAAUGAAAAGAAUCAGUUAACUAUGCAAGAGCUUGCCAAUGGUAUUGUUGUACCUUGUGGAUAUGCGCCCAAAAAUCUCGAAAACUGGAUUUUGUUUGUUGACGCAUGCCACUUACUCACAAAACCUUUGAUCAAUGACAAAGAAAUAGAUGAAGCCCACAGUAAACUCCAAUUGUUUUGUACAAGAUUUCAGACACUGUAUGGAAAAUCGGCUGUGACACUGAAUAUGCAUCUACAUCUUCAUCUUGGCGAGUGUGUUCAUGACUUUGGGCCAAUUUAUGCUUUCUGGUUAUUCAGUUUCAAGAGAUACAAUGGUUUGUUGAAGAAUAUCGAAACAAAUCAAAAAGGCGGCUUUGAAUCAAUGAUGAUGAAGAGAUUUUUGGAGAUAACAUACAUUGGCAACUUCAUACAAUCUUUUGUCAAUCAUCUUCCCCAGUUCGCAAUUGACUUUCUGCAUCGCAUUUCAAAUAGUCAAGAUCAAUUAGCAGCAUUGCAUCCAUCUUCUACUGCCAGUACCUUUUCUCUGUCUGACUUUGUUGAAUAUUCGUUAAACUCUUGUCAUUCUGCUUUGGGUUGUGAGCUGUUGCCCCCUUCAGUGUUUCCAAUUAAACUCAACCAAAGGAUUACAAUGUGCAAGGGACAUUAUGAAUGUUUACUGGAGUUUUACAGACACGCGUAUGGCAGUCACGAUCUUUUUGGCCAUUAUUCAAACUGCGAGUCUAACCAGAUUUUUGUCAAUAACCAAAUUGAGAAAAUAAAACAGAUAUCUCUUCUUGGACAGGAAUACUCUUCUGGGUCUUAUUUCCAUGCCUAUUAUCUUGAGAAUAACAGUGAAGAUAAAGCAGCGUUUUCUGGCUGUAUACUGUAUUUAUUUCAACAUUUGAUAACUAUCAACAAAACUGUCAUCACCCAUACUUUUGCGUUUGUUGAGUGGUACUCUAGUUAUUCUUUGGGGAGUUACCAGCCAAUGUUAAAUGAAGGCAUUGAGCUCUGGAAUGAACUUUCUUCUGUACUUAAUUAUGAAUGUAUUAUUCCAGUACAUUGUUUAUAUUCACCAAUCGCAAUUGCUAAAUAUAGAUUUACUAUAACUAGUGAAUUUAAACGUUUAGUAAUCCCUUUACCCCAAAAAAUAGAAGCUUAA
Phycomyces blakesleeanus NRRL 1555(-) is the source of this 2148-nucleotide messenger RNA. RefSeq lists its product as hypothetical. The record is from RefSeq and is a predicted model, not a curated record. NCBI's taxonomy places the organism in Eukaryota, Fungi, Mucoromycota, Mucoromycetes, Mucorales, Phycomycetaceae. The transcript has 6 exons. The coding region runs from base 1 to 2148 and encodes 715 amino acids.